GCUUUGACACAAACGAGAUGCAUUGGGAUCGCGGCUCACAAAGGUCGUAUGCUGCUUGUCAAGGAUCACAUUGUGAAUACGACGCACAAGCAUUCCCCGUCCGUACAAAAUUUCCGGAAACGUGGAUAUGGUCAAACCUGACUACCAGCUCUUCUGGAGUUGCGACGUUGACAAUGGAAGUUCCGGACACCAUUACAGACUGGGUGGCGACUGGAUUCGCCCUCAACCGAGACUCGGGCAUUGGCGUAGCCUCGCAGCCUGCAAAUGUGACGACGUAUCUGCCGUUCUUUGUGAGUCUCCACCUGCCGUUCUCUAUCGUCUCCCAGGAGAUGGCUGUCAUUCAAGCCGUGGUUUUUAACUACUACCCUCACGAUCUAUAUGCGAACGUGAAACUGAAGACGUCGAAAGAUGCAUUCACAAGCAUGGAAGUGAAUAAGUAUGGCGAAGAGGAGGAGGUGAAAGAAGAUAUUGAGAAAUGCAUACUUGUUCGUUCUAACGACGCGAGUUCUGCAUACUUCGUGAUCAAACCUCAGACGAUCGGAACAAUCAACCUCGAGGUCGAGGCUACCUCCAACAUGGGACGCGACACAGUUAGGAGGUCAAUAGUUGUCAAGCCUCCGGGUAUUGAAAAAGAGGAGAAUGUAGCAGCCUUGAUUUCCCUGAAAUCCGGAGCUAAAUUUGAGAAAGAGAUUCCAAUCAUGUACCCGCCGCGUAUUGUGCCUGGGUCUGAAAGAGUUCAAGUCACUGUUAUCGGCGACCUUUUCGGACCGUCCCUGGAACAUCUGGACAGGUUGUUGCAAAUUCCGCACGGGUGUGGAGAACAGAACAUGGUCAGAUUCGCACCUGCCAUCGCAGCCGCUGUGUACCUAAACGCCACUGGGAGAUAUGACCAGAAGGUUGAGAAAAGGAUACAGCACAUUAUGGAGACUGGUUACCAAAGACAGUUAACAUACCAGCACCCCUCUGGAGGAUUCAGGGCCUUUAAUCAUCGUGAAGAAAUGGGGAGUCUUUGGCUGACGGCCUUUGUACUUCGGUCGUUUGCACAAGCCAACGAGUUUACGUACAUUGAUCCAGCGGUUGUUGAGCGGGGUGUUCGAUUUAUUUUAAAUAACCAACGCAAGGAAGGAUCCUUUAAUUCGACCGGUUUCGUUCAUAACAAAGCCAUGCAGGGUAGUUCGGUCUCAUCAAGCAAAGCACUGGCGGCCUACGUUCUGAUUGCUCUCCGAGAAGUACUGGAUGCUGAAAUCAUGACAAAUCAGACACAUAUCACAGAGUUACGUGACGCCUUACUGUCAACUUGGUCCUUCAUAUCGAAAGCCGCUCCCCAGAUGACCGAGGAAUACGAGAUGGCAAUUACAGCGUAUGCUUUAGUGCGCAUGCGCAAAGGAGGGGAGGAAGCCGUUCUUGACAGAUUGUCCAAGAGUUUUGACAGAAAGAGCAAUGACGGUCUUGUAUAUUGGCGUCAGUCAACCAAGAGUCAAGAAGUCGAAGUUGCGGCGUACGUUCUUCUUACAUACGCACUAAGGCGGGACACAGAGAAAGGACUUCCUAUUCUGAGAUGGAUCAUCAAACAGAGAUCCCCGUAUGGAGGCUACUUCUCCACCCAGGAUACGGUGAUCGCGCUAGAGGGUCUGAGCGAGUUUGCUGCCCAACUGUACACAACGAACGUCAAUUUGAACAUAACUGUGAGUCAAGCGUAUGACUCAGACGAACUCCUAGUGACUCCAGAAAGUAUGGAUGUGCUGCAGAUUCAAGAGAUAGCUCCAGAAACCCGCUCUGUGCAUGUAGCAGCUGUAGGAAAUGGUAUGGCUUUAGUUGAGGUGAGCACCUUUUAUAACCUUCUGAACGAGGACAAAACGCCCAACUUUGAAGUCCGUGUCUCCACCAACGCCUCCGACACAAGAAAGUUCAACUUGGAAGCUUGCGCGAGAUGGACGGGCAAGGAAGACAGUGGGAUGGUGUUAAUAGAGAUUGCGUUCCCUUCGGGAUACGAACCUGUCCCUAUCCAUUCCCAGACUCAACCGAUCGGUGACAAAUAUGUCUCUACAAAACGCCGUGAAAUGGAUGAAGGCCAUCUCGUCCUCUAUUACUCUAAGAUGGUGGACUCUUGGCACUGUUAUCGCGUGGAAGUGCAGAAAGCCAACACGGUAGUGAAGCCCCAACCUGUCCCCGUCACUGUCUUCUCCUAUUAUGAUCCGGAUAUGAGCGCGACAACGUUCUACUUGCCGGAUGUGCUCAAGAAAGGCGCCAUCUGUGACUUCUGCGGUGUUGAGUGCGGAUGUGGCUUCGACCCGGAUGCCGUACCUAAGGAACGCUGUAUGUCUGGGUCAAUGAUGAUAUACCCGCAAGCGUACCCGCGCCCCGUCAUGGAGGUGAAUAAGACUCCCUACCCCGGAAGAACCAUACAGAACAUAACCACAUUCGAGGCUUCCAUGCAGCGGCUGCGACCCAACAAGUGGCGCCGAGGACAAACAAUCCCUGUCAUCACACGUACAGGCCAACUUCCGGUGUCGGUUUCCCGUAAAGAGACGUACAGAGGUGGAAACGCCGGUACUGGUGGCUUGAUGUACCCAAUGCCGUCCGCUAAUUACAUGAAACGUCAGAGCAUCAGAACUGUCGGAAAGGAAGUGCCCAUUUAUUCUCCAGGAGUAUCGCACACACGGACAAUCACACGAACCGGAAGUUCGUUGCCAAUCUACUCGCCGACAGUGUCGCGGACUCGGACAAUAUCGAGAACCGGAAGUCACGUCCCAAUUUAUUCUCCCACUGUGUCCCGAAGACGGACAGUAUCGUCUAGACGAUCAACUGAGUCUAACAUGUACCCUGUCAUCUCUUACGGAAAGCAAACCAAUGUCGGGGGAUAAUGAUCGACUCAAUACUAACAGUAGUUUUAUAGACACAUCGUAUUUGUACACAUGUAUAAAAUGUAUUUGUAUAUAUGCAUCUGUAAUUAAUUUAUUUAUUUAGUAUAGUUUACAUUCCCUAACUUCUAGUGCAUUGCUUGAUCCACCUCUUCGAGUGAAAAGUGGGAACGGGGUGCGAUCAGUAUAAUUAUACGGGUUGAUGAUUUGGGAGAUAGUAUAAUAAAUAAAUAAGGGUUGAUGGGCCUGCGAGCAGUAGCAUAAUCUUAACCGUUGAUCGGCAGUAUAAUUUUUCAAAAAAAUCGAGUACAGGUUGUUUAUUAUUUAAAAUACAAAAAUGAACAUAUUUUCGUACAUACACAUACACAUUAGUCUGUCUGUGAGGUAUCUACUAGUAUUUGCUGAACAGUUCCAUGUAAAAUUAUUUCUAAUCUCCAGCCCAUGAACACUUAUAAUUAUAAUACGAUUCCCCACCCAACCAACCCUUAUUAUUCUACUACUAUUUCCCAUUCCAUAUUUUUAAAGCGUUAUAAAAAUAAUAAUAAUCCCCAGCCCAUCAACCGUUAUAGUUAUGCUAUUAUUCCUUAGCCCAUCAACCCUUAUAAUUGUACUCAUAUUAUAUAACUAUACGGUCCCAUUCUCAAGCCCAUCAACCAAGUAUUCUUCUAUACCCCAGUCAAAUCAACCGUUAUAAUAGUACAUAUAUUCUUAAGCCCAACAACCCUUAUAAUUGUACUAUGAUUAUCCAGCCCAUCAACCCUCAUAAUUGUUAAGAGGUAAAUACUUGACGGGGCCGCGGGCGGUAGCAUGAUAACUGGCCCGAGGGUCUCAACGGCCAGCGACGUAGCCGAGGGACGUUAUGAGCCCGGGACCAAUUAUCAGGCAACGGCCCGGCUCCGCGAUGUAUCAAACUCUUUAAUAGUUCUGGCUUCCAUAACUUUAAUGUUGAUAUUUUUUUUUGAUGUUUACAACACAUUAAAUAACACGUCCAAAAAGAUAAUAUAUAACGUGUUCGCUGAAGUUCUUUAGCUACCUCUUUAAUAUGUGUUUUCUCUUUUGUAAAGUAACUAUAUUCUUCUUUAUGUUUACAUUCAAUCCAGUUGUACGAUAUACACUUACACUCAAAUUUAAUUUAUUUUUUGAUAGUAAGCCAAUUUGGGAAAAAACAACAACAUAUUGUUUCCAAAUCAUUUUCCCACCAAUUUAAAGUUUUCAGCAGCAUGUGUAUCCGAAUUUGUUAGGUACGAAUCACUGACAAUCAGUGACAUCUUCCUUUUUAUGUUUUGAAUUUCACAAUUUAGUUUAAUAAAAAAAAAACGUAGCAAGAACAACUUUCUAUGCUAAAAGUUAAAACAAUUACCUCGUCUUGAUGUGAACAUGUUUGUACAGAAUUGUUGUUUUCAUGUUAAUACAAUUUGACCGCUU
Mya arenaria is the source of this 4286-nucleotide messenger RNA. RefSeq names its product CD109 antigen-like. Gene Ontology annotation, cellular component: extracellular region. The transcript is spliced from 19 exons. The record is from RefSeq and is a predicted model, not a curated record. Bases 18 to 2864 code for a protein of 948 amino acids. Gene Ontology annotation, molecular function: endopeptidase inhibitor activity. NCBI's taxonomy places the organism in Eukaryota, Metazoa, Mollusca, Bivalvia, Myida, Myidae.